Messenger RNA from Rattus rattus (black rat), 2407 nucleotides. It is a transcript of the gene Satl1, whose product is annotated as spermidine/spermine N1-acetyl transferase like 1. The coding region runs from base 1 to 2277 and encodes 758 amino acids. Gene Ontology annotation, cellular component: cytosol. The record is from RefSeq and is a predicted model, not a curated record. NCBI's taxonomy places the organism in Eukaryota, Metazoa, Chordata, Mammalia, Rodentia, Muridae. Gene Ontology annotation, molecular function: N-acetyltransferase activity. The transcript is spliced from 6 exons.
AUGGAUCUAUCAGGCAAGAACCAAUUACGUAUGAUGCAGCCAGGUUUAAGCCAACCAGUUAUGAGCCCACCAGGCCCAGGCCCAUACAACAUGCAACAACCAGGGCCAAGCCAACCAUACACGAGCCAGCCAAGCAUGAACCAACCAAGCACGAACAAACCAGGUAUGACAAGACCAGUCUCAUGCCAACUAGAUAUAAACCAACCAGGCCUGGGCCAAUCAAAUAUGAAGCAAUCAUGGUCAAGCACAAACCAACCAGGCAUAUACAAAACAGACCUGAGCCAACAAAGUAUGAGAGAGUCAGACCCAAGACAAGUGGGUAUGAAACAACUAAGUUCAAGUCAACCAGCAGCCAUGAACCAAACAGGUCUAUGGCAACCAGGCCCACCUACUCCCAAUAUGAAACAAAUAAACACAUGGCAAUGGGACCCAGAGUAUUCAGGCAGGGGACCACCAGACAUGUGGCAAAUAACCCAAAAUAAUCAGGGAACAAAGCAAUCAGAUACAAUGCAACAAGACCCAAGCUAUGCAGGACAGAAACAACCAGACACAUGGAAACAGGAUCCAGGAACGAAAGAAACAGAUUCAUGGCAAUGGGGGCCAAGUCCCCCAAGUAUGAGACAAACAGAUGCAUGGCAAUGGGACCCAGACCACCCAGGCAGCAAACAAUCAAAUUCAUGGCAACCACAACUAAAUUCCUCAUCUCCCAGACAAUUCAACUUGAAACAAGCAAGUCCCACUGAUCAAGGUAUGAAGCAAUCUGAUACGUGUCAACCAGGCCCUAGUCAACAAGGCAAGAGACAAUCAAGCACAGGGCAACAGAGCCCUGGCCAACAAUGUACAAGACAUUCAGUCACAUGGCAAGCAGGUCCUAACGAAGUAGGAAAGAAACCGUCAGGUACAUGGCAAGUGGGCCUCAAUCAUUCAGGUAUGGAGCAGUUUAACACAUGUCAAACAGGCUUCAGCCAACCGUUCACCAUGUGUCAAUUAGGACCCAGCCAAUCAAGCAUGAAAGAAUUUGACACGUGGCAAUCAGGCAGUAGCCAACCAGACAUGAAAGAUCUGGAUGUAUGGCAAUCAGGCACCAGCCAACCAGGCAUGAAGCAGAUAGAUCCAUGGCAAUGGAAUUCCAGCUACCUAGUCAAGGCACAAUCAGACAAAUGGCCACCAGGCCCCAGCCCUCUGGAUAUAAGACAAUUGGAUUCAUGGCAACCAGGUCAAUCUGGCAUGAAAUAUUCAGACUCAGGGCCAUGGGAUCCAAGCCGGCUAGGUAUGAUACACUCAGAUUUAUGGCACCCAAGUCUCAGCCAGUUAGGUACAAGACAAUUUGAUGCAUGGCCACCAAAUUACAGCAUGCCUGGUGUAAGACAAUUAUACACAUGGCAUCCAACCCCAAGUUACUCAGGCACAAGACAAUCAGAAAAAUGGCAACCCUACUUUGGCAACACAAACAUGAAACAAUCAGAUAAUUGGGAACCAGUGCCAAGGCAAUCAGGAACCACUCAAGUAGGGACAAACCAAUUAGAUACAAACCAACCUAAUGGCACCAAAUCAAACCAAGGAGUAAAGACACACUCAGAUAAAUCAGAACUAAGUCCAAGCAAACCAGAGUUGACAGGUAGUUCAUUAGAGACUAGCCAAUCAGACUUAAGUCAACCAAGCAUAAGCCAACCCGGUAAAAUUCAAUUAGAGCCAGGUGAAUCAAGCAUGAGUGAAUUAAAUGGAAGUCAACAAGGAAUGACACCAUCAUUCGGGAAAAAAAAUUCUUGUGCUUUCUACAUAAGACCGGCUGAGCCUCAAGACUGCCCAGAUAUCCUGAGACUGAUUAAAGAACUGGCUACCUAUGAAGGCACGCAAGAAAAGGUGUCAUUAACAGAACUGGAUUUAUUCAAGGAUGGUUUUGGGGAAAAACCACUUUUCUACUGCCUGGUUGCUGAAGCGCCCAGUAAACAAGCAGAAUCAGGAGUAAAAAUUAUUGGAUUUGCCAUGUACUACUUCACUUACGACCCACGGAUUGGCAAACUGCUUCACCUGGAGGAUUUUUACAUCACUGAAAAUUAUCAAGGUCUAGGUAUUGGGGCUGACAUGCUGAAGAAGCUAAGUCAGAUAGCCAUCAACACCGGAUGUAGUGGCAUGCAGUUUCUUGUCAUCAUUUGGAAUCAGGAUUCUGUUGAGUACUACACUCGCCUAGGGGCUUUAGACCUUUCCUGCGAGGAAGGCUGGCAUUUGUUCAGAUUUAACAUGGAAGAUCUCCUGGAACUUGCCGAGGAAGAAUGAAAACGAAGACUAACAAACAACAGUAACAACAAAAACAGUAACAAUUCAUCCCAACGAAGGCCUCAACAUUUGAACGUUACCUGAGAAACAGCACUUUGACAUCAAAUGUUGUAAAAUAAAGCAAGUGAAC